This is a messenger RNA of Oreochromis aureus, 840 nucleotides long. RefSeq names its product hairy-related 11 (gene her11). The transcript is spliced from 4 exons. NCBI's taxonomy places the organism in Eukaryota, Metazoa, Chordata, Actinopteri, Cichliformes, Cichlidae. Gene Ontology annotation, cellular component: nucleus. The record is from RefSeq and is a predicted model, not a curated record. Bases 1 to 840 code for a protein of 279 amino acids. Gene Ontology annotation, molecular function: DNA-binding transcription factor activity, RNA polymerase II-specific; protein dimerization activity; RNA polymerase II cis-regulatory region sequence-specific DNA binding. Gene Ontology annotation, biological process: regulation of neurogenesis; regulation of transcription by RNA polymerase II; anterior/posterior pattern specification.
AUGACCAGGAAACUCCAAAACCAAACUCAGAAUGAUGGGAAGAGCAGGAAAAGGACUCUGAAGCCAGUUGUGGAAAAGAAGAGAAGAGAUCGAAUAAAUCAAAGUCUAGCUGAACUGAGGCAUCUGCUGAUGAAUGCCACGUCUGAUCCACGGCUGCAGAAUCCUAAAAUAGAGAAAGCAGAGAUUCUGGACUUGGCUGUUGACUAUCUCCAAAAGUGGACUGAUAAAAAGGGCCCGAGCGAUGACUCAUUGGAUACUCAUGCUCCUUUGGCAGACAGUGGCCACUCGGAGUCCAAUGCUCCUCCUCUCUUUAGCACAGAGAGUGCAGGUUUUCAGCGGUGUGUGGCCCAGCUGACCAGCUACAUGCACAUGAUAACACCGGCACAGAGAACAAGCCUGAUUGAGGGGCUUAAACAUCACACAGAGGGUAGGCAGCUGAAACCAGACUUCAACCAGCACGCAGCAUCUGUGGAUGCCAUUUGCUCAUUCGACUCCAAAGAAGAUCCUCCCGUUUUGCUUUUCCCAUCUUAUUCUCCAUUUCAGCCUCUUGCUUGUUCCACGCCAUGCCACGACUACCUGAGCCCUCCUCCUUCUCCCUGGCUCUCCCCUUCUUUCUCCAUGUAUGCCACCUCUUCUCCUUUUGCGUCAUUUGCCUCUCACUUCUCCUUCCCCCCCAGCCUUUCACCUCCAUCUUCCAACACCUCCUUCUUUAGCUUCUCACCCACAGUUCCUCACUCCAGCCUCUCCCCUCUCACCACAAUGAGACCCCCCUCAAACCUUCUACACAGGGAAGUGUCGGCACCAAACUCUUCCUCACCCAUUUGGAGGCCUUGGUUUUGA